Balearica regulorum gibbericeps (East African grey crowned-crane) is the source of this 408-nucleotide messenger RNA. The record is from RefSeq and is a predicted model, not a curated record. NCBI's taxonomy places the organism in Eukaryota, Metazoa, Chordata, Aves, Gruiformes, Gruidae.
AUGGCAGCUAGUGAUGCUGCCUUUGGACCUCCAAUAGAAGAAGGGUCUUCACAGUCUUCAACUAAGCAACCCUCGUCAAAAAGAGAGCAUCUGAAUUCAUCUGAGGAGGGCUCUUGCAAAGGCCAUGCCUCUAUAUGCCUUAGUUUUCUGAAGAAGCUCUGGGACGUUGUUGACAACGACCUGUUUGAGUCCAUUUGGUGGGGUGACAACGGAAAGUCUAUAGUGAUUCAUGAAGAAUUGUUUGAAGAGGAAGUACUGGCAAGGAAAGGACGUCUGAAAAUUUUUGAAAGUGAGAGCAUGAGAAGCUUCGCUCAUGAACUCCAUCUGCACGGAUUCACCCGAAAGCUGUGUGAUUUUCCGAAAUCGGGUUCGCGCAAGGACUUGCUAGUAGAAGAAAGACUUAGGGAG